AUGACUCAUCUCUCCUCUCCGCCACCGUCACUGACCCACGCGCCGCCCGUCAACGAUACCCAUCUGAUCUUGCUCCUUCUUGGUUCAUUCCCAAAAGGGUUAGCUGAAGUCACAAACUUCUCCUUUUGCUCAUCCAUGUCUAUCAUCAGGGUUUCCGGGCAAGAUGGAUUAGGCAAGACAAUACUUGCUUUGAAUGUUAUCAAGGAAGCUCAAAAGCUUGGAGGUUAUUGUGCUUACUUGGAUAUGGAGAAUGCACUGGACCCCCUGCUGCUUGAAACAAGUGUAGCAGUUGAUGUGAUUGUUAUCGACAAUGUUGCUACUCAUCUCACAACGUGA
Messenger RNA from Lactuca saligna, 336 nucleotides. The record is from the annotation of a GenBank genome assembly. Lineage: Eukaryota; Viridiplantae; Streptophyta; Magnoliopsida; Asterales; Asteraceae.